Messenger RNA from Erythranthe guttata (spotted monkey flower), 3701 nucleotides. Its product is annotated as presequence protease 1, chloroplastic/mitochondrial. Gene Ontology annotation, cellular component: mitochondrion; chloroplast. The record is from RefSeq and is a predicted model, not a curated record. NCBI's taxonomy places the organism in Eukaryota, Viridiplantae, Streptophyta, Magnoliopsida, Lamiales, Phrymaceae. Gene Ontology annotation, biological process: protein processing. Gene Ontology annotation, molecular function: metalloendopeptidase activity; metal ion binding.
CAGCUCUCAUCUUCUUCAAACCCUCCGCCAUUUUUACUUUCCUCCGAGCAACAAUGGAGCGAGCGGCGCUCCUCCGCUCCCUCUCCUCCUCCUCUUCUUCCUCCGCACUCGCCUCCACCAGAUUAUUCUCCCGCUCCGCCCACCGCCUCGCUCACAUCCCUAAACGCCAUCGUUUGGUGCCCAACGUACACCAGCGCUCAAUCCUCCGCCGACACCUCGGCGGCGUCGGCCUAUAUUCGUCUGUUUCCCGUCCUUCUGUCCAGCUGAGAAGACACUUCAACCCUAUAUCCGUGCGCGCAGUCGCCACCUCGUCUGCGCAGCCUUCUUCUGAGGUUUUGGGAGCGGACGAUGACGUUGCGGAGAAGCUUGGGUUUGAGAAAGUGUCGGAGGAGUUUAUCGAGGAGUGUAAAUCUAGAGCUGUGUUGUAUAAGCACAAGAAAACUGGCGCUGAAAUUAUGUCGGUGUCUAACGACGACGAGAAUAAAGUAUUCGGCAUUGUUCUCCGCACUCCUCCAAAAGAUUCAACAGGAAUUCCUCACAUCUUGGAACACAGUGUGUUGUGUGGUUCGAGAAAGUAUCCUUUGAAAGAACCGUUUGUUGAGUUGUUGAAAGGGAGCUUACAUACAUUUCUGAAUGCUUUCACAUAUCCUGAUAGGACUUGCUAUCCCGUUGCUUCCACGAACACAAAGGAUUUCUAUAACUUGGUUGAUGUGUACUUAGAUGCAGUCUUUUUCCCUAAAUGUGUGGAAGACAUUAAAACAUUUCAACAAGAAGGUUGGCAUUACGAACUGAAUGACCCCUCGGAGGACAUAACAUAUAAAGGUGUUGUUUUUAAUGAGAUGAAAGGUGUUUAUUCUCAGCCCGAUAGCAUACUAGGCCGAGCUUCCCAACAGGCCCUUUCUCCCGACAAUACUUAUGGUGUUGAUAGUGGCGGUGAUCCGCAAGUUAUUCCCAAACUAACAUUUGAGGAGUUCAAGGAGUUCCACCGCAAAUAUUACCAUCCCAGCAAUUCCAGGAUAUGGUUUUAUGGUGAUGAUGAUGCAAAUGAAAGGCUACGUAUUUUAAGUGAAUAUCUAGACAUGUUUGAAGCAAAUUCAGCUCCCGAGGAAUCAAGAGUUGAUUAUCAGAAACUGUUCUCAAAACCAGUUAGGAUUGUUGAGAAAUAUCCCGCUGCUGAAGGGGUGGACUUGAAAAAGAAGCACAUGGUGUGCCUCAAUUGGCUCCUCUCUGAAACACCUUUAGACUUGGAAACUGAGCUGGCACUGGGAUUUUUGGAUCAUUUAAUGAUGGGAACUCCUGCUUCUCCUUUGAGAAAAAUCCUGCUGGAGAGUGGUCUAGGGGAAGCUAUUGUUGGCGGGGGCAUUGAGGACGAACUCCUUCAGCCUCAGUUUGGUGUUGGAUUAAAAGGUGUAUCAGAUGAUGACAUUCAAAAAGUAGAAGAGUUAAUCAUGACUACGCUUAAAAAGAUGGCCGAGGAAGGCUUCAAUUCCGAUGCAGUGGAAGCAUCAAUGAAUACAAUUGAGUUCUCUCUCAGAGAAAAUAAUACUGGGUCAUUUCCGCGUGGUUUAGCUCUGAUGCUUCGCUCCAUGGGGAAAUGGAUAUAUGAUAUGGAUCCAUUUGAGCCAUUAAAGUAUCAAGGACCUUUAAAGGAAUUGAAAGCUAGAAUAGCCGAGGAAGGCUCUAAAGCAGUAUUCGCUCCCUUAAUAGAAAAAUUCAUUUUGAAUAACCAGCACCGUGUAACUAUUGAAAUGCAGCCUGAUUCAGAGAUGGCUUCGCGUGACGAGGCAACUGAGAAAGAAAAUUUGGAAAAGCUGAAAGCUAGCUUGACCGUGGAGGAUCUUGCUGAACUGGCUCGUGCAACACAUGAACUGAAGUUGAAACAGGAGACUCCAGAUCCACCAGAAGCUCUCAAAUGUGUGCCAAGCCUUUCUUUGCAAGACAUUCCCAAAAAUCCUAUACACAUUCCUACUGAGGUUGGUGAGAUCAAUGGGACAAAGGUGUUGCAGCAUGACCUUUUCACAAAUGAUGUUCUAUAUGCCGAAGUUGUAUUCAAAAUGAGCUCUUUGAAGCAAGAGCUUCUUCCUUUGGUACCAUUAUUCUGCCAGUCACUGCUGGAGAUGGGUACUAAAGACUUGGAUUUUGUACAACUGAACCAAUUAAUUGGAAGAAAAACUGGUGGAAUAUCAGUGUAUCCUUUCACAUCAUCAGUACGAGGGAAGGAGGAUCCAUGCAGCCAUAUAAUUGCACGAGGCAAAUCUAUGUCCGGGCGUGCUGAAGAUUUAUUUAAUUUGUUCAACCGUGUUCUUCAAGAUGUUCAGUUGACGGACCAAAAGCGUUUUAAGCAGUUCGUUUCUCAAAGCAAAGCAAGAAUGGAGAAUCGAUUAAGAGGCAGUGGGCAUGGCAUUGCAGCUGCAAGGAUGGAUGCAAAGCUCAAUGUUGCUGGGUGGAUCUCUGAACAAAUGGGCGGUAUCAGUUACCUGGAAUUUCUACAAGAUCUUGAGAAGAAAGUUGAUGAUGACUGGCUUGGAAUAUCUUCUUCUCUCGAGGAGAUACGAAAUACAUUGAUUUCGAAAAAUGAUUGCAUUAUAAAUCUGACUGCUGACGGGAAAAAUCUUAAGAACACAGAGAAAUAUGUCAGCAAGUUUCUUGAUAUGCUUCCUAACACUUCACCAGUCGCGUCACCUUCUUGGAAUGCUCGACUCCCGCUCACAAAUGAAGCUAUUGUAGUACCUACGCAGGUAAAUUAUGUUGGGAAAGCAGCUAACCUUUUUGAGACUGGGUAUCAACUUAAAGGCAGUGCAUAUGUCAUCUCGAAAUACUUGAACAACAGCUGGCUGUGGGAUCGUGUACGCGUCAGUGGUGGAGCUUAUGGAGGAUUUUGUGAUUUUGACACUCACUCAGGUGUGUUCUCAUUCUUGUCUUACAGAGAUCCCAAUUUGUUGAAGACACUUGAUAUUUAUGAUGGAACGAGCAACUUUCUAAGAGAACUUGAAAUGGAUAAUGAUGCUCUUACUAAGGCAAUCAUUGGGACUAUUGGAGAUGUUGAUUCCUAUCAGCUACCUGAUGCCAAAGGAUAUAGCAGCUUAUCGAGAUACUUGUUAGGAGUCACCGAGGAGGAUAGGCAAGUCAGACGAGAGGAGAUUUUGUCAACGAGAUUGGAAGACUUCAAGGAAUUUGCGGAUGUUGUUGAGGCAGUUAAAGACAAAGGUGUGGUGGUUGCUGUAGCCUCUCCAGAUGAUGUUGAAGCUGCUAAUGAGGCUCGUCCCAAUUUCUUUCAAGUGAAAAAGGCACUCUGAAGAUAUUCUAAACUCAAUAUCAGGCAAUGCACCUUUACCCCCCCAAUACAUCUCUAUCUCAUACGACGUGAAUGACUAUUCUCAUUCUGAUGGUAAAAUAAAUUCCAAUUUUUUUUCCCGUCAUUUGGGCGUAAAAUGUUGAAGCAAAUCGAUGUGGUAUCAUAGGACAGUCAGAUAAGUCACAAGUGCGCACAUUAUUGAACUUUUAAGAACACUUUCUUCCAGUGGCACUUGUCUAUUAGGUUUCACAACUCAUACCCACUGCGUUAUAUCGGAAUUGUAUUUGUACCUCUUCUCUUCCCCACAUUUAUAGACAUAUAUAUAUUUUAGAUAUAACGUAAUCGUGUGUUUCGGUUGUAAAAUUUUAGAAAUCCUUUUAGCUUAUGUCGACUCGCAGAUUUCGUU